Messenger RNA from Penicilliopsis zonata CBS 506.65, 1560 nucleotides. RefSeq lists its product as hypothetical. Lineage: Eukaryota; Fungi; Ascomycota; Eurotiomycetes; Eurotiales; Aspergillaceae. The coding region runs from base 1 to 1560 and encodes 519 amino acids. Gene Ontology annotation, molecular function: oxidoreductase activity, acting on paired donors, with incorporation or reduction of molecular oxygen; monooxygenase activity; iron ion binding. The transcript is spliced from 7 exons. The record is from RefSeq and is a predicted model, not a curated record.
AUGCUCUCUGCUCUGAUCAUUCUCAUCCCUCUCAUCAUCCUAGUGGUGAUAUUGCGCCGGGCAUUCCCCCGCCGGAAUCUCCCCCCCGGCCCCCGUGGAAUGCCCGUGAUCGGGAAUCUGUUUGAUCUUCCCCCGUCCGGCGUCCAGGAAUGGCAUCACUGGCUGAAACACAAGAGUCUAUACGGCCCGAUCAGUUCCGUCACCGUGCUCGGCCAGACGCUCAUCCUCAUCAACGACCGCGCCCUGGCCGUGCAGAUCCUCGAUAAAAACGCUGCAAAGCAUUCAUCCCGGCCGCAUCUCAAUUUCACUGAACUCACGGGAUGGGGAAACGUGCCUUCGAGUCAAGAUAACGGCCCUCUGCUGCGCCGCUACCGCCGCGCCAUGACUCGAGUCCUGGGAACGCGCGAGUCAACGUCUCGAUUCGACCGGCUGUUGGAAUUAGAAGCCCGUCGGUUCGCGUGUCGUGUGCUGCAGACGCCGGAAGACUUUGCCGCCCAUAACCGGACCGCUGCCGGUGCAUUCAUUCUGAAUAUCAUCUACGGCUACCAUAUUGAGCCAUUCGGCGAAGACCCCCUGGUCCGGCUCGCCGACCAGGCAAUGAAAGAGUUUGCGGAUGCGGUCGUGCCUGGGGCGUGGCUGGUCGAUGUGAUUCCUGCUUUGAAAUAUCUCCCGUCUUGGAUGCCCAGGGCGGGAUUCCAGCAUGUCGCCCGCAGGUACUUGGCCACCGUGACGCGAUUCGUCGAGGACCCCUUUGCUUUUGCCAAAUGCAAGAUGAGCGAUGAAGAUCGACCGUGUUUUGUCUCGACGCUUCUCAGCCAGGGCGAGGAUGACAAGAUCGUCAAAUGGGCUGCGCUGGGACUGUACGGAGGAGGAUCUGAUACGUCGGUCGGUGUGCUGGAAGCAUUCUUCCUGGCUAUGAUGGUCUUCCCCGACGUCCAGCGUACCGCGCAGGCAGAGCUCGACGCCGUGUUGGGCACACCUGUUCUACCCACAACCGCUGACCGAGACCGACUGCCAUAUGUCAACGCCCUCGUCCAGGAGUGCCUUCGAUGGCACACAAUGACGCCUCUGGGCCUCCCGCACCGGACUGAUGCUGACGAUCUUGUCGAUGGGUUAUUGAUUCCGAAGAACGCGAUCCUCAUCCCGAACAUCUGGGCUUUCAACAACGAUGAAGAAAUAUAUCGCAAUCCCCGCGAGUUCCGACCUGAGCGUUUUCUAUCCGAAAACGACUCCCACCCGUCCCUCGACCCGGCCGAGGUGAGUUUUGGCUUCGGACGAAGGGUGUGUCCAGGCCGACAAAUCGCCGAGACGUCGAUCUUCUUAAUGAUCGCGCACACGCUGGCGCUGUUCAACAUCUAUAAAGCCCGGGAUGAACAAGGGCGCGAGAUCGAGCCCGCAGUCGACUUCAUGCCGGGCAUUCUCAGCCAUCCGGCUCCGUAUGCGGCUGUGUUCACUCCGCGCAGCGCGGACCAUGAACGGAUUCUUCGCGAGUUUGAGAAAGAGCAUCCGUUCGGACGGGGGGACUCUGAAGAGCUACAGCGGAUUGUCGGGUUAGAGUAA